Diaporthe amygdali is the source of this 753-nucleotide messenger RNA. RefSeq names its product pyridoxamine phosphate oxidase. Lineage: Eukaryota; Fungi; Ascomycota; Sordariomycetes; Diaporthales; Diaporthaceae. The transcript is spliced from 2 exons. Gene Ontology annotation, cellular component: nucleus; cytoplasm. The record is from RefSeq and is a predicted model, not a curated record. Bases 1 to 753 code for a protein of 250 amino acids.
AUGUCCCAAAUACCUCUCAACGCAGCAGCCUCCAUAGGCGACAACAAUCGCCAAGUCACCUCGUCCCUCCCACCAGAGGUGAUCCAGUGCCUCGAGAAUGCCCGCUUCCUCCACCUCGCGACAUGCACAGAUAACAUCCCCAACGUCUCGCUCAUGAACUACACCUACCUCCCCUCCUCGCCGUACUCGCCCUCGGAGCCCAUCAUAAUAAUGACGACCAACCCGGCCUCCAAGAAGAUGCACAACCUCCUGACGAACCCGCACGUGUCACUGCUCGUGCACGACUGGGUCUCGCACCGCCCGCCCACCUCGACCGCCAGGCGCCUGUCGGGCGGCGCCGCCUCCGUGUCGCCCACGCGCUCCAGCCUGGCCUCGCUGCUGCUCAACCUUAACACGAGCGCCAUGUCCAGCAUCAGCGCCACCAUCCACGGCUCCGCCCGCGUCGUCCCCGCCGGCACCGACGAGGAGCGCUUCUACCGCCAGGCCCACCUCGACAACAACACCUUCGACUCCGCCGACGGCGUGGGUUUCAACCCCUUCGGCCAGCCCGGCCCCGGCGGUGCCGGCGGCGGCGCUUCGGGCACCGAGGACGGCGGCCGCGAGUGCUUCGUCGCGGGCGAGGAGGUCAGGGUCAUUAUUGUUGGCGUCAGGGGCGUGAGGAUUAGCGACUGGAAAGGCAACGUGAAGGACUGGGAGCUGGUUGCGCCGGCGCAAGGCGACCAGCAGCCUAGUCUGGUAAACGGUGUUAGCUGA